This is a messenger RNA of Linum tenue, 3576 nucleotides long. Lineage: Eukaryota; Viridiplantae; Streptophyta; Magnoliopsida; Malpighiales; Linaceae. The record is from the annotation of a GenBank genome assembly.
UUGAUUGUGAAAAAUGGAAGAAUUCUGUUGAGAGUUUAUGGUGUGAUUCCGCGGGAGUAUUAAGAAGCCAAUAAAACAAAGCGUAACAGAACCUUUUUCCUGGAAAUAGCUUGAGAAAUCAGCUGCAAACAAUUUUCCCCAGAAAUCUGCUAACUGCCAAAUCUCUCUUUUUCUCUCUCACCUUCACCAGCUCACAGACUCUCUCGCACUCUGCCGUUGAGCUAACCAGGAGCUAGCGCACGCCUAAAACCCUAAAUAACACUGUUCGUCUCUGCUCUGUGAUUGGGGAGUUUGUGCUUUGCGUUGGUUAUCGGAGGUGGCGGCGGGGAUGGGGGUGGUAGAGAAUGACACGAGUGGUGGGAGCGGGGAUGAUCGGAGGAACGAGGAGGCGGCGCCGGCGGCGAUGAGUGAGGGGCCGCCGCCGAGGUCGCCUUGGAAGAAGCCGACGGCGGCGGGUGAUGUUCCGGUGAUGAGUGGUAAUGAUGCGUCUUGGCCUGCUCUUGCUGAUGCUGCGCAGCAACGAUCCAGGAACUUGGACGCUAGUGCCAAAUCGGGGGCUAAUUCUGAAGUGGUUUCCCCUCCUCAACAGCAACCACCGCAACAGCAACAGGGAUCGUCAGGCCAACCAAAGUCACAUAGUGGGCACCCUAAUUCGGGACAUAGGUACUCAUCGUCCAGGCAUCAUAGAUCAGGUGCUAAGCGGAAUCCAAAUGCUGCACCCCCUUUCCCAGCACCCUUACCUUACCAGCAACCAAUGAUGCCAAAUGCCUUCCAUGGUGCAAUGCCCCCACCGCCUAUUCCAGUACCUACUUUUGCUUACCCACCUGCACCGUUUCCUACUAUUGAACCUCAUAUGGUGAAGCCUGGAACUGAAACGUCUCCAAUUCAACCAUUCGCUCCUCCACAUAGUGUUCAGUCUCCAAUGAAGGGGGACUCUGAUAGUUACCAACCAAAAUUUCCAAAUAGGAGAUCUAAUGUACAAGAAUCCAGUGACCAUGUGGGUCACACAUGGCACCAUCAACGAGCAUUUAAUCCCAGAGGCACUAAUAUCCCUUUGCAACAGGGAAUGGGUGCAAGGCCUAUGGUCAGGCCCUCCUUUUUCCCUCCGGGUCCAGGCUUCAUGGUUGGUCCAGCCUUCCCUGGCUCGCCCAUGUACCCUAUCCCUUUGGUACCAUCUGGCGGCUUUAGGGGACCUCAUCCGCCACAUUUCAUCCCAUAUCCUAUGAAUCCUGGGCAUCUUAUGCUCACCUCUGAGCCAUUAACUUUGAAAGAUCAUGUCGUGAAACAAGUAGAGUAUUAUUUCAGUGAUCAAAAUCUGCAAACUGACAGUUUUCUGGUGUCCUUGAUGGAUGAGCAUGGAUGGGUCUCAAUAUCAGUGAUUGCCGACUUCAAGAGGUUGAAAAGGAUGACUACAGAUAUAUCACUUAUACUUGAUGCUCUACAGAGUUCUAUUGCAGUUGAAGUACAGGCUGACAAGGUCCGGAAACGUGAAGGGUGGUCAAAAUGGGUUCCAAAAUCAAACGUGAAGUCAAAAGAGUUGAAAGAUCAGGCUGCUGAUGGCUUGAUUGUAGGGAAUGCUAAUGAAGAUAAUGCAGGAGAAGCCUCUUUAGAGAACAAUGAAUACCAAUUUGAUGCCACUGCCUCCGUGGUGAACAAUUCGGCAAAUGGAAAUGAUCCUGAGACUGCGCUUUCUGGUCAAAUAGAAGGCAUUAACAAAUCUAUUGAGUCUGAGACAAAGAGCCGAGAAUUUGAGAAUGUGAGUGAGCCUCCAAUUUCUGGUGUUUACGAAGUAUCAAAGAUGCUGAUGUCAUUGCAUAUUGAUGUGCAGAAUCUUGGAAAUCUGUCGAAUGAUUUUGCCAACACAUUUAUGCUGGAUGAAGAGCUGGAGCUUGAGCAGAAAGUGCUGAAAGUUGAUUGUCCUUCUCCACGCAAGAGGGAUGAGGAUGAUGACGAGAUGAUGGUUGAUGAUCAGGAUGUUCACAGACUCGUAAUUGUCACCCAGAAUAGUACCGUAGAUGGAGAAUCAAAAUCUGGUGGUACAGAAUCCGAACCCAUUUCAAAUGAAAUUGCUUCUGCAAUAAAUGAUGGUCUCUAUUUCUAUGAACAGGAGCUCAGAGCUAGGCGUAGGAAUCGGAAGAAAAAUAGUUCUAGUUACGAGGCUAGAGAUGGAAACUUGAGAUCUGCAAUUAACUCUCCUGGAGUAUCACAUUCAAGGACUGCUGCUGGAAGUCCAGGAAGUAAUGCCCACGAGGACUCUCGAAGUGGCAUUAAUAUCAAGAAACAGAAUAGACAUUCAUCAAAGCAACAUUUGUCUCAUAAACAAAGAUUCUUCUCAGGACGUAAAGCUUUUGGGGCCAUAUCUGAAAGCCCACCUAGUAAUUCUGUUGGAUUUUUCUUUAGCUCUACACCUCCUGAGAACCAUGGGCCCAGGUCCUCGAUGUUAAGUGUUUCACCUCACAGUAAUCUUUCAGGCAGUAGUCCACCAGUUGGUUGCACGCCAAAGUCAUUUCCUCCAUUUCAACAUCCAAGUCAUCAGCUUUUGGAAGAAAAUGGCUUCAAGCAACAGAAGUACCUGAAAUAUCAUAAAAGAUGCCUGAAUGACAGGAAAAAGAUGGGGAUUGGUUGCAGUGAGGAAAUGAACACAUUAUACAGGUUUUGGUCUUUUUUCCUGAGAGACAUGUUUGUCCCUUCGAUGUACAACGAGUUUCGGAAACUUGCCAUAGAAGAUGCUGAUGCUAGUUACAACUAUGGAAUGGAGUGCCUUUUCAGGUUCUACAGUUAUGGUUUGGAGAAGUCGUUCACGGAGGACUUGUACAAGGACUUCGAAGAACUCACUCUUGAUUUCUUCCGUAGAGGCAAUCUUUACGGCCUUGAAAAGUACUGGGCAUUCCACCAUUACCGGAGCAACAAAGAGCCACUGAAGAAAGACCCCGAACUGGAUAGGUUGCUCAGGGAAGAAUACCGCAGCUUGGAGGACUUCCGUGCCAAAGAGAGGGCCGCCGCCACCAAGGACAGCUAGGUCGGAGCUCUGGUCGCUGGUCCUGUUUCUCCCAAUUUUGAAGAGCAAUGCUAACAGAAAGAAAGUAAAGAUUGGGUGCUUGCUUUUUGCCUUCUCUCAGGCAAAAGAAGAAUGCAUCUUUCCUCCCUCUCCCUCUCAUUUUUGUAUAUGUAAACUGCCUUUUGGGGUGGUGUGGAGAGAGAGAGAGAGCUAUUGGGUUGGCCUCUGUCUGAGUUGCUGACUGAGGAGUUUUUGGUCUGCUCCAUUGAUUUAAUUCUCUCCUUUUCUUUUUUAAUCUUGACUGAGGUACUUAGAUUCAGGGCCAGGCCAGAAGUUCCCUGUGUGUUCUUCUGCCUCAGCAAGCCCUCCCCCCAAAAAAAUGGUGUAACUUGUACAUAGCAGGGGAACAAAAGAUCAAAAAGGAAGGCAGAGGGGGGAUUUUAAUUUUAUUUGCCUUGUGAAAAUUGUGAACAAUAAGAUUCUUCUCAUUAUGGCCAAAGUCAUUUUUUUAUUAUGUAUUUCACCUUAUGCAUUUCUGGGUUUUCGUUUUGAGGGCAUUAAGGUAAGCUAUUUGUAUA